Messenger RNA from Pelodiscus sinensis (Chinese soft-shelled turtle), 2670 nucleotides. Lineage: Eukaryota; Metazoa; Chordata; Testudines; Trionychidae. The record is from RefSeq and is a predicted model, not a curated record.
GUAUUUCAUGCAUGGAGUUUGCAAGGAAGGGAACAAUUGCCGUUACUCCCAUGAUCUUUCCACAAGUCAGUCUGCUAUGGUGUGCAGGUAUUAUCAGCGAGGAUGCUGUGCUUACGGAGAUCGUUGCCGAUAUGAACAUACCAAGCCAUUGAAGCGGGAAGAAGUGACUACUGUGAAUCCAGCUGCAAAAAGUUAUCCCUCAGCAUCUUCAGACCUCCCAUCUCUCCCUGAAGCACUUGAAACAAGCACUGGUGAGACUGAAGUUGAAGAUACAGAUCUGGCAGCUACAGGAGCAGGUGCUGAAGACUGGGUGAAUGCUGUAGAAUUUGUCCCUGGGCAACCAUAUUGUGGACGUGCAGCCCCUUCCUGCAUUGAAACGCCCUUGCAGGGAAUGGUAAUUGAGGAAGAGUAUGAGAAACAGCAAGCAAACGUGGAGAUGAAGAAGCAACUGUGCCCCUACGCUGCCGUAGGAGAAUGUCGUUAUGGAGAGAACUGCGUGUAUAUCCAUGGGGAUGUGUGUGAUAUGUGUGGCUUGCAGGUCCUACAUCCAGUUGAUGCUGCCCAGAGAUCCCAACACAUAAAGUCUUGCAUUGACGCUCAUGAGAAGGACAUGGAGCUCUCAUUUGCUGUCCAGCGUAGUAAAGAUAUGGUGUGUGGGAUCUGCAUGGAGGUGGUAUAUGAAAAAGCUAACCCCAGUGAACGCCGCUUUGGGAUCUUGUCCAACUGCAACCAUACUUACUGUCUCAAGUGCAUCCGCAAGUGGAGGAGCGCUAAACAAUUUGAGAGCAAGAUUAUAAAGUCCUGCCCAGAAUGUCGGAUCACAUCUAACUUUGUCAUUCCAAGUGAGUACUGGGUGGAGGAGAAGGAAGAGAAGCAGAAACUCAUUCAGAAAUACAAGGAGGCAAUGAGCAACAAGCCAUGCAGGUAUUUUGAUGAAGGCCGUGGGAGCUGUCCAUUUGGAGGGAACUGUUUUUACAAACAUGCAUAUCCUGAUGGUCGCCGAGAGGAGCCACAGAGACAGAAAGUGGGAACAUCAAGUAGAUAUCGGGCCCAGCGAAGGAAUCGGUUCUGGGAAUUCAUUGAGGAGAGGGAGAGCAGCGAUCCCUUUGAGAACGACGAAGAUGAGGUGGUGACCUUUGAGCUCGGCGAGAUGUUGCUCAUGCUUUUGGCAGCAGGCGGUGAUGAUGAGUUGACAGACUCCGAGGACGAGUGGGACUUGUUUCACGACGAGUUGGAAGAUUACUAUGACUUGGAUCUAUAGCACCUGUCAGUGGAGUUUGGACUGUCUGCUCAGCAUCAGGCAGUAGCUCUUUCCUGUGGUGUUGUGGCAGUGCCUGUGUUUCUCCUAGGCAGGCCUAUCAAUUCCAGGUGCUGUUGUAAUAACUUUUACCCAGGGUCUGUCUCCUCCCCUUGCCCCAGGAGUGUUUGUUUUUCUCUGUUUAAACAAAUAACAAGAAAUCUUUAAAACGUUAGUUUUUGUAAAAUGAAUUAACUGUCAAACAGUUAGCUUAGGUUUGUUGCUUCAUCUGUGUUCCUGACAGGAUUCACCCAGUUCCAGGGUUAAAAUGUUUACAGGACUUUCACACUCAUCUUGAAGAGCCCAGAUACAAAAAUGAGAGCAGUGGCCAUGCAGUGGGGGAUAUGAAUUAGCCAGAGGCCUUUUUCUGCUGUGGACUUCAAAUCAAUACUUCCAGUUUCAGGCCAGACACACGUACUUCUUGCUGGCUUCAGCUCUGUUCCAACCCCCUCAUGUACACAUCUUCAUUUGUGGUUUUGGUCUCUUGUUUACUUGCACAUUACUAUUACUACUGUGUUACCAGAACCAGGUGCGAAUGUUCCAGGUUUUUACUGUGUUUAGCAUGAAAGGAAAAUGUGUUUGUACGUGAAAGGAGAACUUUCUAUGUGUAUAAACAAAUAAACGCAGAGUUGGAUCUCAAGGGCUGGGAGAUUUUUGUAUGUUUUAAAAAAACGCACCUCUCCUCCCCUUUUGGUGUAUGAAUUGUAGCUUCCAGUUGGACAUGAAACUAGUUUAGUGGUCUCAGCCCUGUCUGUGACAAUGGUCUUAACCAUCAGAGAUAAUUUAGCACUCCUUAAUACACCAGCUCUCUCUAAUGUAUAUUAUAGGGACUGGCUAAAAGUAGGAAUCUGGUUAGACAGAAGAGGGCUUUCACCAUAUUGUUAUCCAGUAGAACAUCAAGUUGGAAUCCCUUACGUGCAUUGCUCACAUAGUUUUAUAUAAUUGAUAAUCACUCAAGCCAUGAGCUUAUCCAGGAAAUCACUAUAGUACUGGGUUCAAGGCACUGAUGGCUCAUAUCUCAUCUGAGUUAUGCAGGUUGCCUAGAAGAGCUGCACAACUUGUUGUAAGUUACUGGGUUACCUAGAGAAGAACUAGCAGUCAUACAAUAGCAGGAUACAAUUCCACUGAGAAAAGCUCAUAUUUUGCCACCAAAGGUCCAAUGCAGGAAUCUUAACUUUGCGUUAAAUUAUUGCUGCUUUUUAAUGAUUCAUGGAUGCCCCAUGAUUUGUUCUGCUGCUGCUCUUGCCUUGAGACAGCCUCUCCUUUCACUUUUAAAAUGGAAUAAGAAGUUGUUGCUGAGGUCUAUGAUGUAUUGUUCUGCAGCUGCCUUUUGUAAGCACUUUUCCCAAAUAAAAAACAAACAAACAAUUAAA